This is a messenger RNA of Phymastichus coffea, 4388 nucleotides long. RefSeq lists its product as uncharacterized. The transcript has a single exon. Gene Ontology annotation, molecular function: sodium channel regulator activity. The record is from RefSeq and is a predicted model, not a curated record. Gene Ontology annotation, biological process: regulation of sodium ion transport. NCBI's taxonomy places the organism in Eukaryota, Metazoa, Arthropoda, Insecta, Hymenoptera, Eulophidae. Bases 2047 to 3399 code for a protein of 450 amino acids.
CAAAACAUUCUGAAAUGAUUACAAUAAAAUUAGUUUAUAUCUACAACACAAUCUUCAUUCUGUAUUUUCUUAAUAAAAUAAUCUAGUUACAAAGUACGUGCAAGAACUUGUGUAUCCUAUGCUCGGAUUGAAGCCGAAAAAUUGCAGUUACAAUCGAAAGCAGUAACUACCAGGCUCCCAAAUGUAAUCAAAGAACGAGAAAAAGCAAACGAAUGAAUACACACACUUAUGCUGAAUAUUUCAAGCGCCUCGAGGGUGAGAAAUGAGGCCAAAAGGAAAAAGAAUCCACGCAGAGCCGACGAUUAUGGGCAAUCGAUACGCACGCGACCAAUUCGAGUUUCAAAGCGCAAGCUCAUUGUGCUUUGCUGAAUGUUCAUUAAUUGGUCACCAACUUCUUUAAUUGAUUCAAUUUCGAAAGAUAAUGUUUCUGUUACAAGUUUUUUUAAUGAUUCUUAUACGUUUGACAUAUACGUAUUUUUAAUGAAAAAAUAAUAAUUUUGAUAUAAUUUUAUCAGACCAAAAUCAUAAUAUGGUUAAACGAAUAUUUCACAAAUUCUGUUUGUAGUGAAACUUGGGAAUUCGAUUUUUAUCGAUCGUCAAACUAACUUUUAGAGCAAGUAUCGGUAAUAAGUUCAACGAGAGGAAAUUAUUGUUAAACGUGUGUUUCAUUUUGAUUACUAUAUUUAUAUAGUUCGGUUAUUCCCUCAGUAAUAAAUCGGUUAACAUACAUAGUCCUAAGCCUAAGGUUAACGUCUCAUAAGUAAUAUGCCAUAGCGUUCAGUACAUAUAGUAAUAUUUAAAAUUUUAUAUAAAUUAUUUUUCCUUGCUAUUAAUACACUAAUACUUGCAAGCUAUAAAAUGCAUAAACAUUAUUUUAAUCCAUUAACUUAUCACCAGAAUAGCAAGUUAAUAAUAUUAUGAAAAAGCAUUGGAUACGUUUGGUAUGCACAAAGGAAAAUAUUAUUCUAUAAUAUCGUGGCUAUGUGACGUUUACAUUCGAGCGUUGAUCUUAUUAUCCGAGCGACGCGGCAUCCUUUAACUAAUGGAACAUCAUCGUCCCUUGAGUGCGAGACAGUUCGUAUAAGCGCAAGCCACUCUACAGCACUCGCCAACAAUAUCAGCAUCAUUCAAACCACAUGUGCUCACGCCGGAAAUUCAAUUGUUUAUAGCUACGAUAUUCCAUUGGGGGACGAUAUUGCUGUAUGCUAUAUUCGCAUUCACUCUUACUUUAUAUGUGAUGCUUUUCUUUGAUUUAUGAAAACCCAUGCAGUAUAGGAACUAUUUCCUACAUUCGUAGAGUAUACGUGUGCUCGUAUAUCGUUAUUAAUUUCUUAUAAAAAGCUGUUAUUAAUAUGCUUGUUAUAACAGUACUCACGUUUAGAAAUGUAAUAAUAUUUAUUCCAAAAGCAAAUAUAAAAAUACAUACGCAAUAUCAAAAAUAUCUAUACCAGCUGAAUGAAAGCCGUAAAUUUGGAAAAUCUGUGCAAUCAGGUUUCUACACUUCAAUAAAAAAAACCUUAGCUAACACGCAAUGCCGAAGCAUUGUUACAAGCUGGCACCGCAUCUCCUUCCAUAUUGUAUGAAUCGUUCAUUCUCUACUCUCGAUCACAUAUCCUAAGUGUGCACCUGACAUUGUUAAACCGUGAACAUAAAGUACGAAAAAAUAGCAAUGAUCAAAUUGUAAAGUACGCUCAUCCAAUCGAGUACAGAAAAGAAGAACUAAGUUGCAUAGGUAGUUUGUUCAGUUGCUCUCACGUGGAUACGUCCACACAAAUACGCAAGCAAAAGUCACACGACUCUUUGACGUCACUGCUGCGGCAGGAGACUUGAGCGCGCAGACUCGUAGCUAGCCACAUCGAUCUGGCUGCGCGCACUCGUCUGCGCGCCAUCAUACAGAAACGACAGGCCGCAGUGCACCCCGACGACGACGAGUGUGCUGCUCUACAAUCACCAUGCCGUUCUUCUGUCAGCUCUGAAAGUUUCAUCAUUAUUCAAACGUGAAUCUCGUUUGUUCAGUGAUUACGCGGAGGAAACUGGAAAGCGAGAAUGGGUAAGCCAAUGCCAGAAGAAGAUCUCGUUGUACCACCUCAAGACACCAAAAUCUGCGGUACGAUAUGUCUCUGCCAAAUGACGGCGGUACUGUCGUCUGUAGCUCUUGUCUACCUCACCGUGGCCAUCUAUAUGCCAAGUACGAGAGCCUUUGCGUCCGGUAUAAGUGAGGUACCAGCCAUGUGCACAACUGUCCGUGCAGCCAACGCUGACAAUUGUGAUUGGGGUAGUUGUGGCGAAUGGUGCUUGUCUAAAACCUCAGGACCUUGCGUUCAGAUUCACGUGAACCUACGUAACAACGGCUCCUCCAUUCGUUUGGCAAACUGUACCAACACUACAAAUAAAACUUGCUACGGUAUCGACCAGGAGAAUGCAAAGAAAUCCAAGUGCAUAGCCGAUGAGUGCCGUAACCUCACUGGUACUUUUAAUUGUACAACGGGUGUUUGCAUUAACAUAACUGAUGCAUUCGAGUGCAUGUUUCACGACACCGAUCCGCCGCUCAAGUGUUCUGGUAGGCGUGGCAAAAUCACGUGUAUAGAUAUAGACGGGUUAUUUAGUUGUAACAGAGGGACUUGUUCCAAAAUACGUACACCUUAUAAUUGUGAUCGUCGUUGUGUCGAUAUUCCAACGAGAAAUAAGAACGUCAUCCUACUCAGUGGUGAUAAGGUUUAUUUGACUUCUUGCGAAAGUGCCCUCGAAGCAGAGACUGAAAAAGAAAUAUGGAAUCAGAAGAGGAAUGAUAUUCUAAUGGCUUCUUGUUAUGGAAUUUUUAAUACCAGUUCAGGUGUUGAAGCGGUAGAUUGUAUCAAUGGUUCCACGCUGCAGAAGGACAUGUUAUCGGAUUUGACUAAUUUCACGUACUUGUCAUACUUAAAUAUCUUCGCGACAAAACCGUUGGACGAGACGCGUAAAAUUCUACCACCAGAACAAGAUCUGAUCAUCGCCAAUGAGAGCCGAUUGCUGAUCAAUCUCGAAGGCUGCGUUAAUACACUUCGUGACGAGUGCAAAUUUUUUCUCGCGGAAUAUGGAAGAGAUGGCUCCGAUCACAAUGCGAGAGCUCGCUUCCCGUGCUACUACUCCGAGAACAAGCCAAGCAUCGUGGUCUCACGCUUCGAUUUGCAAUCAACCUAUCGGGAGUUUGUCAUAGCAUCCGUCUUACCCAGCGUACUAUUUAUCGUCAGUUGUUUGACGCUCAUCCUCUGCCAAAGAACCGUUGUUGUUGGCGAUGACUCAAGAAUGAGGUUCAAAGGCACAGCUGGUUCUGCCCUCGUAUCGCUGACACUCGAGAAGAGCGCUUCGGGUAAUUUCACUGGCGAUGCCGGUGGGGGCGAUGCCGCCAUAACGCUCUGAGAUCCAUCACGUAAGACCAUCACAUAUCUGAAACUACUCUACACUACCGCUACCACUGCAUUUCUCGACAAACGAUCGGGUGACGUCUGAUCGGUAAUGCCGGGAUCCUGCUUGCCGACAUUGUCUUAAUUAUAUAACCUCUCUUUCUAAACGCGUUUAAUUAUUUACGUGCUGCUGCCAAUCUUCUUUCUCAUUCCGUCUCUUUUUCGAUGAUAGCUUAUGUGAGAGAGAUUAAGUAGAAGAUUUUUUAUUCAUGGCCUAUACUGUCCGUUAUCACAUCUCUGUGUAAGCUUGGAUAUGACGCUCUUGGGAGACCAAAUUACGAAAUCUGUGAUUUAAACAAAAAAAUCUGUAAAAUUUUUAUGAAGAAGUAAUCUGUGUGUGCUGCUUGAUUAUUUCUUAGUUGUUGUUAAUGUUCAUAUUACUGAAAACUGUUCAAAUUUGUACGAUAUGUUUAAUGCAAUUCUGGAUAAUUCCAAGCCAACGUAUAAAAUGUUGUCGAUAUUAUGUAUGUCUCUAGUCUAUUUCUAGACCUAUAGUUAUACUCGUUAAAUAAUAAUAAUCAUAAAAAUAUAAAUAUUGAAACACUAGAAUAGAUUUAGGAAAUAGAUAACGAUUUUUUUGUGUUUUUAUAUGAUAUAAAAAACAGCAAGUGUUCAAGCUUUAGCAGCUCACACAGCAUUACUUCUAGAAUGUAAAUAAUGUAACCGAAUAUAUUAGACAUCGGAUAAAAGUAUAAGACACAUGCCUUAAAAAUUAAAGCUUAACAAGUGAAGCACGAAAGCUCAAUGUUGUCGUUAGUAAGGUUUCCAACUAGUCGCUUUCUCAAGCGUUCAGAAUAUUUUGUAAAUUAAUAGUGACGAAGAUGAAUGAUCAAAAGUUUCCUCUUACGAAUUUUUGCUAUUUACACUCUUAGUAGAAUAAUUAUUGCUAUCGCAAAUAAUUUGGAAAUAAAAUUAAAAAUAUUCUGUAUUAUUGAAUAAAAUGAA